AUGCAGUUCCUUGCCAAGCGAAAAUCGGCAACUAAUUUGGAUCGGGAAGCAGCUUUCGUUCGGGCAAUCAGCACCGCUUCCAUGAUUUACACGUAUGCGCGAAACUGCUCGCGUGGAACAACCUUCGAGCGGUGUGGUUGUCGCGCUUCCGAUGGUAGAAGUCACUGUAGUGUUGAGGAACAACUGGAAUUGGAUCCUGGGGACAGCAGCUCGCGACUGGAUGCGAAGGGGUAUGGAAAUGCACACAAUAGACGGGCUGGCUGGGUAGCCGUCCAGAAUGCUGUUAGGAAGCAUUGCCGUUGUCACGGGAUCUCUGGAUCGUGUGCUAUGAGAACUUGUUGGAGUACAAUGCGGACGUUUGCGGAGAUUGCAGCCGGAGUGAAACAAAUGUACGUCGAAGGUGUGAGACUUUUUGUGGACAACUCGGGGAAGCUGAACAGCGGGAAGAUACGACCCGAUCAGCUGGUUUACAUUCACCCAUCGCCGGAUUACUGCCAGCGGGAUGUGAUUCCAGGAUGGCUCGGCACGUACAAUCGACAGUGUUCUAUGGCCAGAGGAGCAAACGUUAGAGCGGGCGAGCGGAAAUCUUGUCGGAAUCUCUGCCGGCAGUGUGGUUUGAAGGUGCGGAAGCAGACGAAAGUGGAGCAGCGAAAGUGUAACUGCAGAUUCAAUUGGUGCUGCCAGGUUAUAUGCGACAGUUGCGUUGAGCUGGUUGAAGAACAUCGGUGUCAAUAA
Molecule: messenger RNA, 735 nt
Organism: Toxorhynchites rutilus septentrionalis
Lineage: Eukaryota; Metazoa; Arthropoda; Insecta; Diptera; Culicidae
Gene: wntD
Product: protein Wnt-8
Exons: 2
Coding region: 1-735 (244 amino acids)
Biological process (GO): canonical Wnt signaling pathway; cell fate commitment; neuron differentiation
Cellular component (GO): extracellular region
Molecular function (GO): frizzled binding; cytokine activity
Source: RefSeq, a predicted model, not a curated record